ACAAGCGGUCGAACUGGUUACUGCAUCUUAAUGAAAAUGAUUUUUUUUUUUUCCCUGAGCAUUUCUAUGUAUAUAAACAGCCCUUCCUCCCAAACCUGGUUAGACAAGAAUGUUCCUGGGUGUGGACCGCCUUGUAUAAUUAACUGCACAGCUGUGGCUUCUGAUCCUUGGUAACGUCUGUUCCUUUCUUUCCUGCUUUCCCCCUGCCUCUACCUAGCAUUAUCCAGAGCUCAUCUCCUCCUCCUCGCAAGAGCUCCAGGUGCGUCACUUAGGCAGCAGCUGCCCCACAUUCCCCCGUCAUUCCUCACUGGGACGGCCAGCAGGCAGGCACACGGCCACAGCUGCUUCCAGGGGUCGGGGGACAGCACGGGGGGACAGGACAGAGCAGAGGAGCCAAGAAACCAACCUGCCCCGGUUAGAGAAUGGAAACAGGGAGCGCAGCAAGGACAAAUGGCACUGCUGGGAAGCCAGAGGAUGUGAAGAGUCCAUCCGCCCCCAAAAAGGAUGAAGAAGUGAAGAAGACGACGAAUCCUGGCGGAGGCGAGAAAGAGCCAAUAAAGGGCACUGGAGGUACCUCCCUGGAGACCGGACAAAUCAAGAGCUCCCUCUUCUCUGGGAGUGACUGGAAGAGGCCCAUCAUUCAGUUUGUGGAGUCGUCCGAUGAGAAGAGAUCGACCUACUUCAGCAUGGACUCAGCAGACUCCAAGAAGAUGCCAUUUGCCAGCGGACAGAUAGGAGACAUGAGGAGAACUCCGCUCUCCUUUGCAGACAAGGGCGACCUCAGGAAGUCCCUCUUCUCCUUGGAUUCCAAAAAGAGCUUCUUGCCUAAUGAAGGGGAAGGGAGGAAGCCCUUGUUCUCCAGCGGGCAGAUAGGGGACAUGAAGAAACCAUCCCUGCCUCUGGUAGAGACGGGAGACCUGAGAAGACCCACCUUCAACAAAGUGCCUGACAGAGCAGCUGGCUCCCGGCCCAGGGUGAAGCUGGAGGAUGUGCUGUGCGAUUCCUGCAUUGAUAACAAGCAGAAGGCCGUCAAGUCGUGUUUGGUGUGCCAGGCUUCCUUCUGCGAGCUGCACCUCAAACCCCACCUGGAGGGAGCAGCUUUCCGGGACCAUCAGCUCCUCGACCCCAUCAGGGACUUCGAAGCAAGAAAAUGCCCUGUGCAUGGGAAGACCAUGGAGCUGUUCUGUCAGACAGACCAGAUGUGCAUCUGCUACCUCUGCAUGUUCCAGGAGCACAAGAACCACAGCACGGUGACGGUGGAGAUCGAGAAAGCAGGAAAAGAGGCUGAACUCUCGCUGCAGAAGGAGCAACUGCAGCUGAAGAUCAUCGAGGUGGAAGAUGAAGUGGAUAAGUGGCAGAAGGAGAGGGACCGUAUCAAGAACUACACCACCAAUGAAAAAGCGACAGUAGACCAGCAUUUCAAGGAGCUGAUCCGGGACCUGGAGAGGCAGAGGGAUGAAGUGAAGGCUGCCCUGGAUCAGAGGGAAAAGAUUGCCUCGGAGAACGUGAAAGAGAUUGUGGAUGAGCUGGAAGAGAGGGCAAAGCUGCUGCGGGAGGACAAGGAGAACAGGGAGCAGAUCCAUCAGAUCAGUGACUCCGUGCUCUUCCUCCAGGAGUUUGGGGCUUUGAUGCGGAAUUAUGUCCCUCCUCCCUCCCUCCCGACGUACAGCGUGCUGCUCGAAGGGGAGAGCAUGAGCCCCUCCAUGGGGCUGCUCCGUGAUGACCUCCUCAACGUCUGCAUGAGGCACGUGGAGAAAAUCUGCAAGGCAGACCUUGGCCGCAACUUCAUUGAGAGGAACCACAUUGAGAAUGGUGACCACCGAUACAUGAUGAACAACUAUGAGUGGAACCAGCCCGACAACUUGAAGAGAUUUUCCAUGUUCCUGUCUCCCAAAGCCAGUUUCAACCCACGGUCAUGGGAAUUUUCCUCCUUCCAAGCGACUGAGGAAACACUUGGUACGGUAGGCAAUGGCACUAAGCUGCCUUUUCAGUUCUCCUCGGUGGGACAGAAUCCGCCCGGUGACUUCAGCAAACAGUCUGAUGGGAGCCUCUUCACUAAGACCGCUUAUCCCUCAAUAGUGAGACAUCAGUCUGCAAAAGUGACGCCACAGACAUGGAAAUCCUCCAAGCAAUCUGUAUUGUCACAUUACCGCCCCUUUUACGUCAACAAAGGCAAUGGAGCCACUUCCAACGAGGCACCUUGAUUCCUGAAGAUGUAGGGAAGAGCUGGCAGCACUUGGAGUGAAGACUCAGCUGCGGAUUUUCAUGGAUGUACCUGCUACUAUAUUAACCUUGCUGCUCUAAUCUCUGCCAGGGAGAGGGAAGGUGCAGAAGGGAAUCGCCUUUUCUAGAGGAAACACGGAUUUUUUCCAAGUCCACUUGCAAGCUCUG
This is a messenger RNA of Lagopus muta (rock ptarmigan), 2391 nucleotides long. It is a transcript of the gene TRIM29, whose product is annotated as tripartite motif containing 29. The coding region runs from base 423 to 2204 and encodes 593 amino acids. The transcript is spliced from 9 exons. The record is from RefSeq and is a predicted model, not a curated record. NCBI's taxonomy places the organism in Eukaryota, Metazoa, Chordata, Aves, Galliformes, Phasianidae. Gene Ontology annotation, molecular function: zinc ion binding.